This is a messenger RNA of Diabrotica virgifera virgifera (western corn rootworm), 492 nucleotides long. Its product is annotated as activity-regulated cytoskeleton associated protein 1-like. The transcript has a single exon. Lineage: Eukaryota; Metazoa; Arthropoda; Insecta; Coleoptera; Chrysomelidae. The record is from RefSeq and is a predicted model, not a curated record. The coding region runs from base 1 to 492 and encodes 163 amino acids.
AUGCAAGAAGACGAGUCUGCUAUUCCAUGGGCCUCUAUAAUGAUGACCAAUGAACAACUUAAAAAUUUAGUUGCUAGUAUGACACAAGUAGUUUUCCGAAAUCAAGCCCAAAGCUUUACUAAAAGCGGAAACUUUUCAAAUUGUUCCUCCAGAUUUUCUGGCAAUAAAAAUGAAGAUGUAGAAGCAUUUAUAAGUGCCGUAACCAUUUUUAAAUACUGUGUUAAGAUUUCAGAUGAAAAUACAAUAAAAGAUUUGUCUAUGUUAUUAGAUCAUCAUGCUGCAACUUGGUGGCAAGCUAUUCAAUUCGCAAUCCUUAGUUGGGAUGAUGCUUUAAAGGCUUUAAGACACGCAUAUGGUUUAAACAUGCCACCAUGCACAAUUUUUAAAGAACUGUUUUCCGUGAUCAAGGCGAGAGAGCACCAACAGAUAUUUUCGUUAAUUCUAUUCGUGCACUCAUUGCCAAGUUACCAAAACCACCUGAGCUACAUAUAA